AGAAAGAAAGAAAAAAGAACAGUCAACACGGACGGCUAAACGACCCAAACCCAAACAAACGAACGCAAAGUUACUCUCUUUAUUCUCUCCAUUUUCCCUCUCCUUCCAAGGAAAACCCUAAAUUUUUUUAUUGUUCUCUUAAAUUUGAUCUCAUCAAAGUCAAAUCCUUUCAAUCACAAAGAACAACAUUAAUUGCAAAAAACAUGUCAUCGGAGAUCGAGGUCGUAGAAGAGACACAGACACAAUACAACAAUGACAACGAAGGGGAAUCUAAUGGCGGGAUUGGGGAGGAGAGUUUAAGGAACGAUGUAUAUACGGCAGCUGCAUACGGAGAUUUAGAGAAGCUUCAAAGAUUGGUUGAAAGUGAGGGUUGUUCGGUUUCCGAACCCGAUGGUUUGGGUUACUACGCUUUGCAGUGGGCCGCUUUGAAUAACCGAACCGCUGCUGCUCAAUACAUUAUUCAGAAUGGAGGGGAUGUGAAUGCAAAAGAUCAUACUGGACAGACUGCAUUACAUUGGAGUGCGGUUCGCGGUGCUAUUCAAGUGGCUGAGCUGUUACUCCAAGAAGGUGCUAGAGUUAAUGUGGCUGAUAUGUAUGGGUAUCAGACAACACAUGUUGCAGCACAAUAUGGUCAAACAGCUUUCCUCUAUCACAUUGUCUCGAAAUGGAAUGCUGAUCCUGAUGUCCCUGAUAAUGAUGGAAGGAGCCCUUUACACUGGGCUGCUUAUAAAGGGUUUGCCGACUGUAUACGUCUUCUAUUGUUUCUAGAUGCUUACAGGGGACGCCAGGAUAAAGAAGGUUGCACUCCUCUCCAUUGGGCUGCAAUUAGGGGUAACUUGGAGGCAUGUACAGUGUUGGUACAGGCUGGAAAAAAAGAGGACCUAAUGGUGACUGAUAACACUGGACUUACACCAGCGCAGCUUGCUUCUGACAAGAAUCACAGACAAGUUGCUUUUUUCCUUGGAAAUGCGAGGAGGUUGCUUGACAAGCGUUGUGAUGGAAACAGCCGCCUGGGACGUCUAGCAAAGUUGGGACUUGCACCUGUACUUUGGUCCAUAAUAUUACUUCUGUUGGUGACCUAUACUCACUCUGUCAUUAUGGAUCCCAGUCUACCAAAGCUAACAGCUGGCUUUGGUCUUUUUGCCUGGUUGGGUGUUUUCCUAGCAACUACUGGACUAUUUAUGUUUUAUAGGUGUAGCAGGAAGGAUCCAGGUUACAUUAGAAUGAAUGUGCAUGAUCCAGAAAACAUGAAAGAUGAUGAACCUCUUUUGAAGAUCGAGAUAAAUAAUCCUGCUUUGCUAGCUGGAAAUUGGUCUCAACUGUGCGCAACAUGCAAGAUUGUUAGACCUCUCCGCGCAAAGCACUGUUCCACAUGUGACCGUUGUGUUGAACAAUUUGAUCACCAUUGCCCCUGGGUGUCUAAUUGCAUUGGCAAGAAAAACAAAUGGGAUUUCUUUAUGUUUCUUGUUCUAGAAGUUUCAGCAAUGUUGAUUACUGGUGCAGUGGCUCUUACAAGAGUUGUGACUGAUCCAGCAGCUCCAUCUACAUUUGGAGCAUGGAUAAACCACGCCGGGACUCAUCAUGUUGGAGCUAUUUCAUUUCUGAUUGUUGAUUUUCUCAUGUUCUUUGGUGUGGCAGUAUUAACUGUUGUGCAAGCUUCUCAGAUAUCUCGCAAUAUAACAACAAAUGAAAUGGCAAAUGCAAUGCGUUAUAGCUACCUUAGAGGCCCAGGCGGUCGCUUUAGAAACCCAUAUGAUCACGGUCUCAGAAAGAACUGUUCAGAUUUCUUGAUCAAUGGCUACAACGAAGAUAUUGAGUAUGUUGAAGAUUCUGCACAUUCUGAGGGGAUUGGGUUGAUGCAUAUGACAAGGAAUCCAAGCUCGCAGAAUGGGGAUGCCCACUCUCAUCACAUGAAUGGCAAUGGGCAUGUUGCCAUUAAUGUAAAUUCAGACGGCAAAAUUCAUCAGGGUCAUGUCCAUUCUUCCCAUUGCUCCCAUAGUAACCAUGGAAAGUCUAAAACGGAUAGUACUACUCCCUUGGGUUUGGGUCUUGGUCUUGGACUUGGACGGAGCACUGGUCGUACUACUGUUGCAGCUUCGUGAUGUUGGUGCAAAUGUGGUACAAGUGAUAAGUACUGUAUCAUAACGCCUUCAAUUAGGUGUGUAAUUUAAUUGAUUGUUGCUCUUUUUUUGCUCCUAUUGGUGUUUGAUUCUUGUACAAAUUUUACUCUUUUCAAUGGUUGUAGCAGCUGUCAGUGUUAAUGUCAGAUUUGGCAUUCAAUUUUCAGUGAAAAUUAAUGAAAAGUCAGGUAGGCAACAUUGACCUCCUGCUCCUCCCCUGCUGAGCUUCUUGGGCUAUACAAUGGGGUUAUUACACCUGCAA
Ricinus communis (castor bean) is the source of this 2382-nucleotide messenger RNA. Its product is annotated as protein S-acyltransferase 24. The transcript is spliced from 13 exons. Gene Ontology annotation, biological process: protein palmitoylation. Lineage: Eukaryota; Viridiplantae; Streptophyta; Magnoliopsida; Malpighiales; Euphorbiaceae. Gene Ontology annotation, cellular component: Golgi membrane. Gene Ontology annotation, molecular function: palmitoyltransferase activity; protein binding. The record is from RefSeq and is a predicted model, not a curated record. Bases 204 to 2102 code for a protein of 632 amino acids.